Molecule: messenger RNA, 1105 nt
Organism: Zingiber officinale
Lineage: Eukaryota; Viridiplantae; Streptophyta; Magnoliopsida; Zingiberales; Zingiberaceae
Product: serine/arginine-rich splicing factor SC35-like
Exons: 8
Coding region: 97-864 (255 amino acids)
Molecular function (GO): RNA binding
Source: RefSeq, a predicted model, not a curated record
GCCACUCGUUCGCAACCUGCCAUUAGAUCGCUUCCUUAGCCUUCGGCGAUUCCUUUUCGAAACCCUAGAAUACAGAUCGAACUCAUCGCCGGGGCUAUGUCUCACUUCGGGAGAACAGGGCCGCCGGACAUCAAGGAUACAUACUCCCUCCUCGUCCUCAACAUCAGCUUCCGUACCAACGCCGAUGAUCUCUUCCCGUUGUUUGAUCGGUACGGGAAAGUGGUUGACGUCUUUAUUCCGAGGGACCGGAGGACUGGGGAGUCUCGGGGGUUUGCUUUUGUGAGGUAUAAGUAUGCAGAUGAAGCGCAGAUGGCUGUCGAAAGGCUUGAUGGGAGGGAAGUUGAUGGUCGGAAUAUUAUGGUUCAAUUUGCCAAAUAUGGUCCAAAUGCUGAACGCAUUCAUAAAGGAAAAAUUAUGGAAGCAAUCCCAAGCAGACGGGGAAGAUCUAGAAGUCGCAGCCCUCGCCCCAGACAUAGAGACAGCUAUCGAGAUCGAGAAUAUAGAAGGCGAAGCCGCAGUAGAAGCAGAGAUAGGUAUGAGAGAGAUAGGUAUAGUGACCGUGAGAGAGAGAAUCGCCGCCGAAGUCGAAGCCGAAGCCGAAGCCGAAGUCCUAGUAGAAGUCCUGACUAUCAUAGGAGCCGUGGCAGAGAUAGCCGUAGGAGCAGGAGUGCUUCUUAUGACAGUGCUUCACCAAUUAGGCGUAGUCCUAAUCCUGCAAGGAGUUCAUCACCCCGUCGCACUCCUCCCUCAAGCCCUGAGAAAGGGAGCCAUGGCGGAAAGUCACCCCCUCCAAAAAGUGUCUCUCCUGCAGGUCGCUGUACAAAUUCUCGAAGCCCAUCUCCUCACAGCUCAAAUGAGGAUUGAUGGAUGCUUAGGUGUUGAAGAACUUGUGUGACAAUUGCUGUGUUACUUUUUGUUCGCUGGGCUGCUAUAAGGUUACAUGUUGUCUUCAUUAGACCGCCGGUAGCUUUCAAAAUGACUAGCAGAUGGUGUUAAACUAGUUUUGGAAUUUCCAGGUUUAAUUGUUGGACAAUUCUGUUAUUGUGUAACUUAAUACUAUCUGCUUUCUUCCCUUUAUUAAUCUUCUGGACCUAUUUGCUCACUA